GCCUCUGCAAGUCAGGUUGGUAAGAAAAACUCAGCUGUGGAAUCAAAGUGCUACAAGCAACCAGGCGGUACAGUGAAUCUGCUGCUUACUGCAUUCAAGAGCCCUGGAGAUCAAUCAGAGGCAAUUGUCUUUAGUAGUCCUCUUAAUGCUCAGGGAUUGGUUGAUUGAGUUAAUUGCAUGCUAUUAUAAGUGACGGGAACAUUUUCGGUACAAAGGUGAUGGGUGUGAAGCAGUCUCGCAGCGUGUCCAACACAGAGUUGAAUGAGCACUUUGAGUUUAGCCAUGCGGGGGAUGGAUGAAACACCUGCUGAGCUGUGGGAGCUACGGGACCUUCAAAAGCUCAACUUGUCCAUGAACUGUCUAUGCUCCUUGCCUCCAGCUCUGGGUGCUCUGGACAAUCUAGUGAUUCUCAACUUGUGGGGAAACAACCUGUCCAGCCUCCCCACUGAGAUUGGUCUGCUAAAGAAACUCCGCGUGCUGUUCGCCUGUCGUAACCGCCUGAGCGAGGUCCCUGAGGAGCUGGGCUCCUGCACACACUUGGAGGUCCUAAGCUUGGCCAACAACCAGAUCUCCAGCCUCCCCAGCAGCUUAGCGGCCAUGCAUCAUCUGACCAAACUUAACCUCAGUCAUAACCGCAUUGUUCACAUCCCCACAUGCAUUUACAGCAUGAAAGGGCUGGUCUUCCUGCACUUGGCCUGCAACCGCUUGGAGACCAUUGCAGAUCAGAUUCAGGAACUGGUUAACCUGAAGAUCCUGAUCGUGGAGGGAAACAGUAUACACACACUUCCAAAGACUCUGUGUUUCUUGGAGUCAUUAGAGCUCCUCAAUGUGGACUUUAAUGAACUGCAAAGUGUGCCUGAUGAGAUGUACCAGUUGAGCAGACUGACGCGGUUGGCAUGCCACCCACUGGAUAAAGGACUUCAUAUUAUUCACAACCCUCUCCUCAAGCCUAUCCAUGACGUGCUGCAAGGUGGACUCAGUGCCCUAUAUAACUACCUUAAGCCUACAUAAAGAAAUACCAAUGUC
Girardinichthys multiradiatus is the source of this 1026-nucleotide messenger RNA. RefSeq names its product leucine-rich repeat-containing protein 30-like. The coding region runs from base 262 to 1011 and encodes 249 amino acids. The record is from RefSeq and is a predicted model, not a curated record. The transcript has 2 exons. NCBI's taxonomy places the organism in Eukaryota, Metazoa, Chordata, Actinopteri, Cyprinodontiformes, Goodeidae. Gene Ontology annotation, molecular function: protein binding.